AUGAGAGCGCAAGCCACCGCGGGUCGAACUCCCUCCGACGACUUCGCCGACAAGGCAGCCAAGCUACGAAUCGACUUCGAAGGAGGCCGCAAGUCCUCGUUGGAGCAGCAGCGCUUUUCAUCGGAGUUCCGGUUCAACACUCAAAUGUCACUUCGAGUCGCCUGUGGAGUUUUGAUUGCUUCCUGCAUCCAGACUCGAGUGUCCGACUACGAUCCUUCGGAUGAGGGCAAAAAGUGGGUGUUGUUCCCUUCGUGGUACUAUCUCGGCGGUUUGAGCUACUGCGCCAUUGCUGUUCUGUUCACGACGGGGAAGAACAUCGGCAGCACGCUCAUGAUCGCUUGGCAAGCCUUCCUUGGUGUGGGCAUGGCACUGGUCUACAGUAUCGUGAUUUUUGCCUGCAUGGACGUUCACACCCAAGACAUAAACGCCGAGGAUCCGUACGAAGGCUACAUCGAGAUCAAGCAGGCGUUUUCAUCCAGCACCUACUGGGUGAAUCUUCACAACUUUUACACGACGCUGCCCUGGAUGAUAAUCUUCACAGUGGUGGUCCUCGUUUGUCCGUUCGCCGCGACAACCAAGAAGUUUGCAGUGGCCAACAACCUCUACUUCAUUCUUACGAUCAUUAACCCGGCAAACCCUGUCGGCUCGGGGCUCAAAACGUCCGAUGACUCGAGUUUUGACACAGCCAAUAUCUUGCGCAACCUGGAAGUGUACUUCUUAGUGGGCAUCGUUGGCUCGCUCGUUUCGCUCGGCAUCAUGUUCGUUCCCUACCCAAUCUUUGCGAUUAAUCGACUGCGCAAGGAAACCAAGGGCGCAGCUGAGGACAUUCUCGACUUGCUGAACAUCAUCGUGGACUCGUACUGCUUCAAGAACAAGAACAUGGACCACAUGAACUUCCUGAAACUCAAGCUCCAGCGCAAGUUCGACGCCGCCGCAGGCCGCCACCGCCGUAUGAACGCUUUGCUAACAGAUGCGUGGUGGGAGCAGUCCUUUGGCUUCCACUACACGCUGCGAUUCCACCGACCCAUCAUGUUCAACUACGUGAAGCUGGUCGGGUCGCUGAUCUCGGAUCUGCGCACGCUCAGCUAUGCCAUGCAGCUCGAGAAAUACGAGCACCUCCACUUCACGUACAUGAAGGUGCUCCAGCGUGAGAUCUACGUUAUCCAGACGCGCUCCGGUGAUCUACUCAAUGAGAUUGCGCGUGAAGUGCAGUCAGCCUCCCGUGAGGUAAAGCUUCAGUCGAUUCCCCGGCUAGAGGCGCAGAUGGAGACAACGCUCCACCGGUACCGCUCCACACAGAACCGCACGCUGCGCACGCAUCCAGUCACGCUGGAAGAAAUGGCAGGCAAUGUGCCACUCAAUCUCUUCCUGUUCUCGCUCAACUCCUUCUGCAGCACGAUGAUCGACUUCCAGGAUAUCCACAACAAGAAGAACUACACGGAUGCGCACCGAAUCCGGUCGUUCAUCUUGGCCUCGAUCAGGAAAUUCUUCCAGCCCAAGCACUACACCGAUAGCCACGCUAUGCUUUCAGCGAUGCGGGGAUCCAUUGCCAUUGUGCUGGGUAUCUUCCUGUCCGUAUACGUCUACGGCUUCAACGCCACUGUCCCUAGCACGGUUGCGUAUGUGCUUGGAAACUACCUGGGAGGGAGCUUCAGCGCGACAGUGAAUCGAGUUGGCGGCGUCGUGGCCGGCAGUGUGGUGCCUUCGGUCUUCCAGUUCUUCAUUGCUCAGAUCUGCGACCCGCAGUAUCUCAACGUCGUGCUUUCGGACAUCGUGUUGUUCGUGUGGAUCGCCAUCUCGAUGUACGUGUGCUACGUGGGCGGCUACAGUUCGUACGCUGGCUUGGUCUCGGCCUUCGUGUCGACGGGCAUUUUGAUGCGUCAGUCGGACUUGUGUUACUCAAAUGCUGCGGACAACGCUUCCUCCAUCGCGAUCAGCUCGUACUCGAGUCUCGCUCAAACUUCUGUGGGUAUUGUACUCUUCAUUCUCGUGGAGCUGCUACUGUGUCCCAAGAGCGCCACCAACUUGCUGCGACGAAACAUCCAGAAGACGCUCAAGCUGCAGCUGGAGGCAUUCGAAGUCCUAUUCGGUCACCACUUGAGCAGCUCCAGCACCAUGGACGCCGAUACAAUGGAGCACUUGCGCGAGAUCCUGCAGGUGAAGAUCCCUGCGAAGCAUUUGGCUCAGAUCACUCUGCUACGAGAGGCACAAGCGGAGCCGCUGCUAUGGCGUCCGGUGUUCUCGGUCCGGAAGUACGAGAAGGUUCUCGAGAGCUCGCGUCGGCUGCUGAACAACAACACGCUCCUCUACAAGCUCCUGCGCUGGUUCAACUACCGUGUUGAACACAACCGAGUUCACCUCAACAGCAUCGACAUCCGAGACAGCCUCACUGCUGCGAGGCCUUCGUCGGACAGGAGCAUCCAUGCAAAGUGGCAGGCCGCAGCCAGCCAAUUCCAGACCGCGGCGAAGGACUCGUUCAACACACUGGAGAUGCUGUUCGGCGACGCCUUCCUGUACUCGGACCCGGACCAAACCGCCAUCUUCAUGCAGAUGAAGGAGGCCUUCCGUCUCGCUGACAAAGACUGCAGCGGCGAGAUCGACGCCGAUGAGGUCGCGGACAUGUUGGAGACCAUCUUCACCCAGUCUGGAGCUGUGAAGCAAGGUGAGAUCCACAAGUACGUCGAGGAGUUCAUGCGCGUCGUGGAUAAGGACCGAAGCGGCAAAGUCUCGUUCGAGGAGUUUAUGGAGGCGCUAGAGAACGGCCUCAAGCUGGAAGUUGAAGUGUACACCCGACGAAAGCCUAAAGCUCCAGCGCUUCUAGCGAGACGGGAGAACGCACUACCUUGCAUCAACGAGGACGGUGUGGAUGGUGAAGAGAGCGAGAGCGACGCUCCCAAGGGCGCAGAGGGUGAGUCCGGAGCUAUUCACCCUAGUGACGGCACUCACCUGAAGGCCCCGCUCACUGCCGAAGCGAUUAAUGCAUUGGACGCCAAGGUGAACACCUCUAGGGCUCCAAUGCCCUCGAAUGAAGGAUAUCGACGCUCGUCACAGGCUUCGUCCGUUGAGAGAGGCCGCAAACCUUCUCAGUCUUCCGCUGCGUCGUCCACUCCCAUGUGCCGAGAGCACGACGUGCUGAACGUGGAGGACUUCUCCACCAGCGACAUCGCUGCUCAGAUGAAGACUGCGUACGUCGAGUGGCUGCUGGAGGAUCGUCGGUACGAGAAGGUGUCGAUGGAGGAGCUACUGCUGCUCAACUGCCUCGUCAGCGGCGCCGAGGGCAUCGCUAAGAGCCUCACGGAGAUGGCUGAGAUCGUCGUCGCGUCCUAA
Messenger RNA from Phytophthora sojae, 3327 nucleotides. RefSeq lists its product as hypothetical. The record is from RefSeq and is a predicted model, not a curated record. NCBI's taxonomy places the organism in Eukaryota, Oomycota, Peronosporomycetes, Peronosporales, Peronosporaceae. The coding region runs from base 1 to 3327 and encodes 1108 amino acids. The transcript is spliced from 6 exons. Gene Ontology annotation, molecular function: calcium ion binding.